AUGUCCCACCAAAACUACAGCGAUCGCGAUCGCGACCACGGCAACUACUCCCCUUCGACCCUCCGAGCUCUCCUACCACAGCGGCUACGACCAAGGCAUCCCCGCCCGCAGCGGCGUCUACCACGUCAUCGGCGACGCCGCCCCGGCCCGCACGAUGCCGAACGCCCCAACACCCUGCGCCGACGGUUCCCCGUCCCCGCGUGGCUGCUCGAGAUCGGCUCCAUCCUGCUGAGCAUCGGCGCCCUCCUCGCCGCCAUCGUCGUCAUGGCCGUGCAGAACGGCAAGCCCGUGGUCGACUGGACCUUCCCCGCCUCCAUCAACACCGUCGUGUCCACCCUCGGCGUCAUCUCCAAGGUCAGCUUGGCCUUCACCAUCAGCGCCUGCCUCGGCCAGCAAAAGUGGAACUGGUUCCGGCAGCACCAGGGCAACGUGAGCCUGUUUGAGGUGUUUGACUCGGCGAGUCGUGGGCCAAACUGGGCCAUCCUCGGCGCCAUCGUCACCGUCCUCACCGUCACCUUUGACCCCUUCCUCCAAGCCACCGUCAACCUCAGCGGCCAACUCGCCCUCAGCCGCUUCACCUUCAACUCCACCAUCUCCGACAUCUUCACCCUGCAGCAGGACUUUGGCCUCACCGCCGCCAUCUUUGACGGCUUCGCCCUCGGCGGCGUGAGCAACCCCCUCGUCGCCCAGAACCCCCUCGGCAGCUUCGCCUGCCCCACCGGCAACUGCACCUGGCCCAUCUUCACCACCGCUGCCGUGUGCAGCACGUGCCGCGACGUUAGCAGCUCCGUCGUCCGCCGCCCCCGUACAAAGUGUAGCUCCAAGGACAGCACCAACCAGGCCAUGGGCAACAACGCCAUCCUCAUCGCCGACUGCACCGAGUACCACGCCCCUUACGGCAACAUCAAGCAGUACAACGGCCUUGCCAGUCGGCCCGACGGGCGCGGUCCCGUCCCGACCACGCAGGGCGCCACCUCGGGCUUCGUCGUCCUGACGGCCAACAACUUUGUCCAGAUGGACGAGUUCUGGGAGGACGCCACCAUUGAAGCAACAGAGUGCGGUCUGUACAUGUGCGCGGCCGCCAUCAACGCCACCGCUAGCAACGGCGAGCUUACCGAGACACGCGUGCGGGAGUGGAGCAACAGGGUCCCCAAGACAUGGGGCAGCCUCGCCACCGAUGAGGACUCGCGCCAUUUCGCCGACGUCGUCGCCAUCCCCGCCACCGAGGCCACCAGCUUGGGCGCCGGGUCCAGCCAGCUCAUCUUCAACUUUACCCAGGCCAGCAUCCUCGGCAUGCAGCGGAGGAUCCAGGAGCUCACCCUCGGCCUCGCGCCCACCAAUGAGACUUUACUCGUCUUCCCUACCAACGCCCGCAAUAGCGCCAUCUCCGCCCUCGCCCCGCUGCUUGGCGUCUCCUCCAACUUUACGCGCACCUUUGAGCUCGUCGCUCAGCGCCUCUCCGUCUACAACCGCGACGCUGGCGGCGCUACCCAGCAAGGCACCGUCCAGGAGUUCAUCUUCCUCGUCAAUAUUGACUGGCCUUUCCUCCUCGCGCCCAUCAUUGCCGUCCUCGCCGGUCUCCUCUACUUCAUCGUCAUCAUGUUCCAGACCUGGCGCCUCGGUCUCCCCGUGUGGAAGGAGAGCGCGUACCCGACCCUCACCUAUGGCUUCGACGAGCGCACGCAGUCGCUCUUUAGGGGUGCCGACGUGCACGAGUCGUCCAAGGACCUUAAGAAGACCACGCAGAUCAACUUUACCGAGGGCCAAGAUGGUCUGAGGCUGAACGUGGCUGCUCAAAGAUAG
Parascedosporium putredinis is the source of this 1803-nucleotide messenger RNA. NCBI's taxonomy places the organism in Eukaryota, Fungi, Ascomycota, Sordariomycetes, Microascales, Microascaceae. The record is from the annotation of a GenBank genome assembly.